AUGGUUAUGAAGAUCAUCUUUUAUUUUUUAUUGCUCCAUUUGGUAUCCGGGAGAUCUUUUCUAUCACCAAGAGCUAGCAGCCAUGGAGCUCAAGGAGUCAAGAUCCCUCCAUAUAUGAUGAACCUUUAUCAUGCUCUCAUGGGAAACAAAGAUAUUAAAAGACCAGAGAUUCACGUUCUGGAGGAAUCAGAUACCGUCCAGAGCCUUACUGCAAAAGAUUUCACAAUGGAAGACGAUCGUUGGUCAUUGACUUUUGAUUUCUCUCCGAUCUCAAGAAAUGAUGAACUACGAAUGGUUGAACUCCGAGUUCAGCUUCCACCAUUUAUAAAAUCCAGCCAAAUUACAGUAGACAUCUACCACAUCAACAAUGGUCAACACAAACUCUUCCUGGGGUCAGUGAUGACAAAUAUAACUGAUAUUGGAGAUGCUUCUUGGACAACUUUCAAUGUCACCAAGAUGAUGGAAAAUAGUCUCCUGUGGGGAGCGAGACUGACUAACGAUGGAGAUGGAGACGGAGACAUGUCUGACAAAAAUGUAUUUCAGAACUUAAGAAAGAUCAAGAAGCGUGAUGUUUCCCUAUCUGAAAUCCCCACAGAUCAAGCCAUCAUUGUGUUUUUUACUAAGCAUAAGCCAUUAUCCAAACCUGAAACUCCAAGCCUCCUAAAAAAAUUGGCAGUGGACACUAUGAAGAUGGGUGCAUUUCAUAGACACAAGAGAACCAAAAGUGAAAACCAGCUAGAAAAUCCAAGGAGUCCCAUUGUAGUGGAACAGCACAAACCUAUAUGUAAAAAAAUGGAUAUGCUGGUGGACUUCAAAGAAAUUGGUUGGGACAAAUGGGUAAUCUACCCCAAAAAAUAUAAUGCUUACCGAUGUGAGGGAACCUGCCAUUCACCACUAAAAGAGGCCUCAAAGACAACAAACUAUGACUACAUAAAGAGUUUUAUCAAGCUGAAGGAAUCAGAGAAGAUAGAAUGUUCAUUGUGUGUUCCCCUCAAGAUGCGGCCAUUGUCCAUGAUGUUCCAUGAGAAUAGACACCUUGUUGUCAGACACCAUGAUGACAUGAUCAUUGAAGAGUGCGGAUUUCAAUGA
Hyla sarda is the source of this 1089-nucleotide messenger RNA. RefSeq names its product nodal homolog 3-B-like. Gene Ontology annotation, biological process: BMP signaling pathway; SMAD protein signal transduction. The record is from RefSeq and is a predicted model, not a curated record. The transcript is spliced from 3 exons. NCBI's taxonomy places the organism in Eukaryota, Metazoa, Chordata, Amphibia, Anura, Hylidae. The coding region runs from base 1 to 1089 and encodes 362 amino acids. Gene Ontology annotation, cellular component: extracellular region. Gene Ontology annotation, molecular function: cytokine activity; type I activin receptor binding; growth factor activity.